AUGGAGCCUCGGGUGGUGAAGCCCCCAGGUCAAGACCUCGCAGUGGAGCGCCUCAAAAGCCUGUACGGGCUAGGGAGCAACUUCCCCGAAGAGUAUGAUUUUUCAAAUUCUGAGCAGGCUAAAUGUCAGAGGAGCUCUCUAACAUACUCAGAUGAUUUGGGUUUCUAUUCAUUUAGAGAUAAAGCUGAUUUAUCAUCAAGGUUUUGUUCUAAUGAAGGAAAGCAUCCUACAACACCUCUUACAAGUUCAUUGAAACAAUUAAGCAAAAAUUGCUUAGAUGAUGAACUGAAUUAUUUUCAUGAUUUGAAGCAAUGGGAAACUGAAGAGUUAAUUGAGAAUGAACAUAGAGUUAGUGCCUCCAAAGUUUGCAACCAUAAAGAAAUGGAUAAAGCACUUGUCCAGCCAAUGAAUUUGACCUUAAAUGCAAGAACUUGGAAUGAGUACUUUAGUGAUACGAGUGGUUCUCCUUUGAAGAAUGUUAAGUGUCCAACAUCUAAAAUAUCCAGCAAGCAGAGUUUACUUCCACAUCAUGUCAAUCAGAUAUAUGAUGAAUUAUUUCAAAUACAUCAGAAGCUGCAGUGUGAAACUGCAGCACAACAAGAAUUUGCUGAAGAACUUCAAAAGCGAGAACGCUUUUUAGCUGAGCGAGAAGAACUGCUUUUCAAUCAUGAAACUGCCUUGAGUAAAAUUAAAGGUGUUGAAGAAGAGGUUCUUACAAGGUUUCAGAUUAUGAAAGAGCAACAUGAAGCAGAAGUUGAACAUUUAACUGAAGUUCUUAAGGAAAGGACUAAAGAAAGUAAGAGAUUGAAGUCGUCUUUUGAUGCAUUGAAGGAAUUGAAUGAUAGCUUAAGGAAACAGUUAAAUGAAGUCAGUGAAGAAAACAGGAAGAUGGAGGUUCAAGCUAAAAGAGUCCAAGCUCGUUUAGAUAAUUUACAAAGGAAGUAUGAGUUUAUGACAAUACAGAGAUUGAAAGGAAGUUCCCAGUCUGCUCACGAAGUGAAAAGUUUAAAACAAGAAAAAAUAACAGUUUCUAAACCUUGUAAGAUACCACUUAACUCACAAGUUUAUGAGCUUUUAAGUAUGUUCAUGGACUGGAUUUCAGAUCAUCACCUUAGUAAAUUGAAAAAUGAAGAAUUGGUAAUAGAAGAAGAAAAGUCAGGAGUAAAACAUGCUUCCCAGAGGAAUGAGAUCCAAGAGAAGUGUGUAAAGCUUUUGCCUGCGAUUGCUGAACAGCUACAGUGGAUGCCAUUUGUGAAUGUCAAAUAUCAUGAGCCUUUUGUAAAGUUUAUAUAUUGGUCACUAAGGCAACUAGAUGCUGGAACACAGCAUUCAACUUUGACAUCAACAUUGAGAAGAUUGGGUGAAGACAUAUUCAAAGGAGUAGUAACUAAGGGAACCCAGGAUAACUCUCUUGAGCAUUCUGCAGAGAUUAAACCAAAGAUGGCUGCUUUUUUUAAGAGCUCAAAUUUGUCACUGCGAUUUUUAUCAACUUUAAUUGUUCUUAAAACGGUAACUCAAGUUGAUUAUCUGGCUCAGGCAUUUGAUUCUCUUUGUGUGGACCUGAAGACAGAUGAAGGGAAAACCUUAUUUUUGGACUAUCAAGCUGUUCCAGUAAUAUUAAGUCAUCUAAGAAUAUCCAGUAAAGGACUCCUCUCCAAUGUCAUUGAUAGUUUGCUUCAGAUGACAGUGGAAUCUAAAGCCUUACAGCCGUUCCUUGAAGCCUGUAGCAACACUUUAUUUUUCCGUACCUGCUCUGUCCUCCUUCGAACUCCUAAACUUGAUCUUCAAAUACUUGAGAAGCUUAGUAUUAUUUUACAGAAACUUUCGAAAAUCAGGAGUAAUAAGAAGUUCUUUGAACUCUUUACAAUUCAUCUAAUGCUACAAGAAAUACAAAGGACAACACAUCCAGAGCAUGCAUUUCUCUGUAUUAACCUAAAUUCGACUUUGUUCAAUUUGGGUCUAACAAAAUACAACUCCCUAGUGUCCAAUGCAAGCCAUUAG
Messenger RNA from Elephantulus edwardii (Cape elephant shrew), 2001 nucleotides. It is a transcript of the gene CCDC138, whose product is annotated as coiled-coil domain containing 138. The transcript is spliced from 15 exons. NCBI's taxonomy places the organism in Eukaryota, Metazoa, Chordata, Mammalia, Macroscelidea, Macroscelididae. Bases 1 to 2001 code for a protein of 666 amino acids. The record is from RefSeq and is a predicted model, not a curated record.